GAGCGGGGGCGGCCAUCCGGGCACCAUGGCGGCGGCGGCGGAGGAGCUGGCGGGGCGGCGGGGCCGGGCGGCGGAGCCGGGAGCGGGGCCGGGCAGCCCCGGCGGGGGCAGAGUCGGCUUCGAAGGGUCCCCCGGAGGAAGCCGCCGAGUCUUCAGCCCCGCCGCCGAGUUCCGCGAGUUCUCCCGGCGGCAGCUCCGCGACAUGGAGCGGCUGUUCCGACAGUACGAUGCAGGGAAGGAUGGCUUCAUUGACCUGAUGGAGCUGAAGCUGAUGAUGGAGAAGCUGGGGGCUCCACAGACCCACCUAGGCCUGAAGAACAUGAUCAAGGAGGUGGAUGAAGACCUGGACAGCAAACUCAGCUUCCGGGAGUUCCUGCUGAUUUUCCGCAAGGCAGCGGCGGGGGAGCUGCAGGAGGACAGCGGGCUGCACGCCCUGGCCCGGCUCUCCGAGAUCGACGUCUCCACCGAGGGGGUGAAGGGUGCCAAGAACUUCUUCGAGGCCAAGGUGCAAGCCAUCCACGAUGCCAGCCGCUUCGAGGAGGAGAUCAAGGCAGAGCAGGAGGAGAAGAAGAAGCAGGCAGAGGAGCUGAAGCAGAGGAAGGCAGCGUUCAAGGAGCUGCAGUCCACCUUCAGGCAGUGAGAGGAGGCUGGCAGGCAGCCGGGCAGGACUGGGUUGCGGUGCCCGGGCUGGGAGUGCCCUGCGUGUGUGUGCCAGCCGUGCCGGGAGCCGUGCCCCAGCUGCGCGCCACUCCUGGCUCCCCAAAGGCUGGGCCACCACUUUGGGCCUGGCACAGAGCCUGGGUGGCCCUCACCCCCUCCCUUUCCCCCUCCC
Dryobates pubescens (Downy woodpecker) is the source of this 832-nucleotide messenger RNA. It is a transcript of the gene EFHD2, whose product is annotated as EF-hand domain family member D2. Gene Ontology annotation, molecular function: calcium ion binding. The coding region runs from base 26 to 640 and encodes 204 amino acids. The transcript is spliced from 4 exons. Lineage: Eukaryota; Metazoa; Chordata; Aves; Piciformes; Picidae. The record is from RefSeq and is a predicted model, not a curated record.